Messenger RNA from Humulus lupulus (European hop), 2750 nucleotides. RefSeq names its product YTH domain-containing protein ECT4. Gene Ontology annotation, biological process: mRNA destabilization. Gene Ontology annotation, molecular function: mRNA binding. Bases 272 to 2434 code for a protein of 720 amino acids. The record is from RefSeq and is a predicted model, not a curated record. NCBI's taxonomy places the organism in Eukaryota, Viridiplantae, Streptophyta, Magnoliopsida, Rosales, Cannabaceae. Gene Ontology annotation, cellular component: cytoplasm. The transcript is spliced from 9 exons.
GGCAUUUUGGGGAAUAGGAAAAAAGGGGAUGAAAACGUAAUGGUGGAGAGGGAAUGGAAUCUCUUUGAGGUGUUGUUGUUGACAUAAAUCACCGCCUUUCUUCCAUUUUCUUUUCCUUUCGUUUCAUUUCUCUCUGCGCUGGCCCUGAAAUGAUAAGCCUUGGUUUUCUCGGUGAAUUUCCCAAUCAUAACGUACAAGGACUUUCUAGGUCAACCAUGGUUUGAUUAUUCCCUCUCCCUCUCUUCACUGUGGUGGCAGUACUGGUGUGGAAAUGUACAAUGUUUCAAGGAAUGGAAAUGAUGAGCAUUAUAUGAUUCAAGGUAUGGAUCCGAACAUGCGUUUGACAAGUCCGUUUGAACAAGUUGAAGCCAUGUACAAUGAAGGAGCCCCUGAGUUUGUUGUUGAUCAGGGUUUAUUAUAUCCUGCUGCCACCAGUUAUGGGUAUUACUGUACAGGAUUUGAAUCACCCGGAGAAUGGGAGGACCACCGAAGAAUUUUUGGUGUUGAUGGUCCCGAUAUCCAGUAUACGGGUGCACAAAAUGAAAGUUUGCCUUAUGUAUAUUAUACACCUACCUAUGGAUAUGCACAGUCUCCAUACAACCCAUACAAUCCUUACAUACCUGGUGCUGUGAUGGGAGUUGAUGGCUCUUUCGUAGGGGCACAACAAUAUUAUUCCGUUUCCCCAUAUCAGAGUGCUGCUUCUUCCCCUGCUUAUUUCCCAGUUGUUCUUCAACCGGAUAUGAUUCCAAGUAACACUCCUGAGUCUCUGAUUGAUACUGGAGCCUCAGUUAGGCCUGAUGUGAGGGGGGCGAAACAUAACUUCAAUUCAACUUCCGGAGCCUUUUCUAACUCUACUAAAUCUACUUCAAAUAUGAAGAAUUCAUUGACAAUUAUUUCAGAAGGACCAAAAUCUAGCGUUGGACCAAGCAAGCAAGCGACAAGUAAGGGUGUUUCUAUUGGUAGCUAUCCAUCUACGGCUUCAUCACAUGUUCUUCAGGGUAGAAAUUCAUCCAGUUCAACUCAAUCAGUAGACCAUCUACCAAAUGGAAAAAUCAUCUCUCAUCAUAAUCAUUUGAAAGUAUCCGUCCCUGGUAAUAAUAGUUUAUCGGACUUUGGAACAGUCAAUCACGGGAGAGCAACAGUAGCUAAGCUUCGACCAAAAGUAAAUGGUGGAAGACCUAUGAACGAUAUUAAUAACGGUUUAGAUUCCUUGGGUGAGCAGAAUCGUGGCCCCAGAAUCAGCAGAUCAAAAAAUGAGUUGGCUGUUAAAGCCUACACAACCAGGGCAGGUGGUACUAAUGCCCAAGGAAACAUUAUUAUCUAUACUGACCAGUACAACACUGAUGAUUUCCCAGUUGACUAUACAGAUGCAAAGUUUUUUGUAAUAAAGUCAUACAGUGAGGAUGAUGUGCAUAAGAGUAUCAAAUAUAAUGUAUGGUCUUCCACACCCCAUGGCAACAAGAAACUAAGUAUUGCUUAUGAAGAAGCUCAGAGAAUAGCUGCAGGGAAACCUAAAGGCUGUCCAAUCUUUCUUUUCUUCUCAGUUAAUGUGAGUGGUCAAUUCUGUGGUGUUGCAGAGAUGAUUGGGCCUGUCGACUUCAACAAAGAUAUGGAUUUCUGGCAGCAAGAUAAAUGGAGUGGGAGCUUCCCUGUUAAAUGGCAUAUUAUUAAAGAUGUCCCAAACACCAGUUUAAGGCAUAUCAUAGUGGAGAACAACGAGAACAAACCAGUGACAAAUAGCAGGGAUACACAGGAGAUCAUGUAUAAGAAAGGCCUUGAGAUGCUGAGACUAUUUAAAAAUCACACAAUGAAGACUUCUUUACUGGAUGACUUCAUGUACUAUGAAAGCCGUCAGAAACUUAUUCAGGAAGAGAAAGCCAGGUUACUUGUUAGAAGUUUUGAAAGUCCGUUUUUUGUACCAGCAUUGGGUCCACCCCGCAAGCUGAACUGUGUUGUUGAGCUUCCUCCGAGUAAGAUUGACAAUGCUAAUAACCGAAGUGAUGAUCCAAAUGACUUGAAAAAGACAAAUAUUUCUUCCUCUGAAGCAAAUGUCACUUGCACAAUCCUACAAAAUGAGAAGAAGUCUGAGAAAAUCAGUGUUGAUGCGACGAAAAACAGUGUAUCUACCUUAAAAAUUGGUUCGAAGUCUGAGAAAAUCAGUGUUGAUGCGAAGAAAAACAGUGUAUCUACCUUAAAAAUUGGUUCGCUCAGUAUCAACCCGAAGCCUGCUGCUGAUUCUAUAACUUCAGUUAGCACCAGCACUGUUUCUAAUACCGAAGCUUUUGAUGUCACAGUAGGUUCAGUGCCUCUGAAGUUUAAUGGAAUAGCUGAAUCUUAUGGCAUUUUAACUGUCGGGACGAUUCCGCUGAAUCCUAAGGCAUUAUUGAUUGAGAAAGGAGGCUUAGUUGGGAGAAAGGGGUCUCAACAGAAAUGAUUGAAAGAGUUAGUUUUUCUUCUUCUCAAGACUCGUUUUGUGUUUACUUUUUUCUCAGGGACAAUGUAGUCUGAGUAUGUCAUACUCGGUCAUACUUGUAGGCAAAUGGUAAACCGAAAUACUGAGUUUGACAAAUGCUUUUUUUUGGGGGUUAUUUUGUCCAGUUGUUUCUGCCAAUUUGCCCAAAAAUGGCACUUAUAGUAUGAAAUGGUAUUUCCUUUACCUUUUAUUUUUUGGUGGAGGGUCUAUGCUGUGCAUUGUGUUGUCUUUUGAUUCUGAAAGCAAAGUGAAUACAUUGUUACCUUUUCUUUUUUUA